This is a messenger RNA of Sceloporus undulatus (fence lizard), 699 nucleotides long. RefSeq names its product protein tyrosine phosphatase receptor type C associated protein (gene PTPRCAP). Gene Ontology annotation, cellular component: plasma membrane. The record is from RefSeq and is a predicted model, not a curated record. The transcript is spliced from 3 exons. NCBI's taxonomy places the organism in Eukaryota, Metazoa, Chordata, Lepidosauria, Squamata, Phrynosomatidae. The coding region runs from base 1 to 699 and encodes 232 amino acids.
AUGAUGCUCUUGUUUCAUGUCCUCUGGCUUCAAGUAGAAGGUGCCAAGUCUCCACUCUCCUUGGGACAGCAAUUCAUCCUGGUUCCUGUCUUUCUGCAGAGGCUCACCCAUGCUGUCUUGGUUGUGUUCCUGCUAAUUCCUGGGGAGGUCCUCAGCGUGGCUUCACAGAGAGGUGGCGUUGGCAACAAGAGGGAUGAUGCCGUCGUGGGUCUUCUGGUCUUCACGCUCUUGCUCCUUCUCAUCCUGCUGUUUCUAGCAUGGCGGCACCUGAGCCUCAAGUCUGAGGGAAGGUAUCACCCCCAGCACCUGAUGAGGAGGCUAGUCCUCCGCUGGCAGAACUUUUGGGGGCAGAUACACAGUGAAGAGCUGUCUCACGGCUACCAGGAUGAGGAGCAGAGUGAUGAGGAACUUGGGGAGUGCCAGAGUGAUGAUGCGGAGGAGGAGCAGCAGACAGAGCUGCUCUUCCAGCAGGCAGAAAAUGAAGGCGAGGAAGAAAGGCAGGAGAUGUUUAACAAGAGUACCACACCUGAGCCACUUGAAAAGAGAGUAGAGCUGGAGCCCUCAGAGGAGGAGGAAGAAGACAUGGCCUCCAAGGCCGCAGAGGGUAGAGCAGAAACCCUGCUUAGCGAUCUGCAUUCCUUCUCAGGAACAGCAACUUGGGAGGACAGUGGCAAGCAGGCACAUGUCACAGCUCUCUAG